Molecule: messenger RNA, 1270 nt
Organism: Trifolium pratense (red clover)
Lineage: Eukaryota; Viridiplantae; Streptophyta; Magnoliopsida; Fabales; Fabaceae
Product: guanine nucleotide-binding protein subunit gamma 2-like
Exons: 4
Coding region: 697-1038 (113 amino acids)
Biological process (GO): G protein-coupled receptor signaling pathway
Source: RefSeq, a predicted model, not a curated record
AAAAAAGACAUUAGAUGAUCCAAAUUCACAAAGACAUGCAAAUUGUUUUUAUUUUUGGUACACCUGGCAAAAAAAAUUAUAAAACCAACAAUAACAAGUGUAAAUUUCUAGACCAAGAACACAUAAACUGAAGAACAAGAGUAGUAAUAAUCAUUUUUGUUUUUUUAUAAACAGAGAAAAGUAAAAACAGAGAUUUGCCAUUGAGUGAGCAAAGAGCCAACUGCAUAAAUAAACAGAACAGAGUCAGAAACUGAGCCUUAGACAAAGUCUUCAAACUUAUAGAAAGUAAGAGAGAGAGAGAAACAAAUAAGAGACCCAACAAACAAACAAAAAAAAAUGAGAAACUCAAAGAAAACCAGCUUUUUUCUUCCAACAGAAACCAAAAACGAUAACUUCAUAAAACUUCAAACUCAAAAAAUCCAAAACACCACAGACCUGAACUCUUUUUCUCUGAAUUCUUCACAGACAAACACAAUUCUGCUCUGUCUCUGUGUUUUGCAGCACAAGUUACGAUCUUAGACACUUGUCUUGUUUUUGAUGGUUAAUUCUUAAUUGGGUCAAUGAAUAUCAUUUCUGGGUCAUCCUUGUUUGCUUAAAAAUUGAGUCUUUAUACUUAAUCACCUAUGUUUCAUAGCCUUUGUGGCUGGUUCAUCAAGCUAGGGAUUUUCCUUUUUAACCUCUUUAGCCUCUCAGAAAAUGGAAUCAGGUGGGUCUGAAUCCGAGAACCCUAUGACCCACUUUGUUUUUCAGUCUCAGUCUCUUUCUUCUUCUUCUUCUUCUUCUUCAGAUACUAGAGGGAAACAUAGGUUACAUGCUGAACUUAAAAAAUUGGAACAGGAAAAAAAGUACUUAGAGGAAGAGCUGGAAAAACUGGAAAGGAUGGAUAAAUCAUCGACAUCGUGCAAAGAAACGCUGAGUAGCGUGCAAACAAGACCAGAUCCGUUGCUUUCAUUAACCGUUGCUCCCUUAAAUCCGUUAUGGGAUCGGUGGUUUGAAGGCCCUCAAGCUUCUCAAGGUUGCAGAUGCUGCAUUCUUUGAAAAUAAGUAUUGAAUACUAAUUGCCAUUGUAUCCAUAAUAUAACAGAUUGACUAGGAUUUUGUAAUUUUUGAAACAAUAUUAAAACAUUGUGAUCUUACUUUUUGGUUAAAUUUAUUCGGAGACAAACAAAUACAAUUGCUCUAACCUUAGCAAUGCCUGCUGUACAUUGUGGUUUUGCCACCGCAUUUUUGACGUUUUACCUUUAGUAUUUUGCGUAUUAUUUUUAAUGAA